AUGGCAAGAAUGUUUCUCCUUUUUGGUUUUUUUCUAUCUUUAGUAGUUGCUUUAGAUAAAGCCUCUAGCCCAGUUAAAGAUUUUAUGAAUGGAUUCGAAAUAGGCAUUAACAAAUCUCCAUCCUGCUCUGAGAACUGGAAAGAGUGUGGAACUUAUACCGGCCAGCUUAUGAAGAUACCAAUAUCCGAUUUAAUUUCUUUUUUUAGAAGAGAAAUUCAUUUUUCUGAUGCUCUAGAAGUUAUUGAAGGUUUCCAAACAAGCUUCUCAAGUAUCUGGGGAUGCAUCAGCACAGUUAUUGAUGUAGGAGCAGUUGCUUUCGAUAUCUAUCACUUUACCACUCCAGGCUUCCAGAACGAAAAUACUCUAGAAAUGGUUUCAGAUGUCCUUAAUUUCUCAUGCAGCGUUCAAAAAACAGCUUUCGACUUUGUCUUUAUAAUGAAUACUUGUGGUGCUGGAGCAAAUUUAAGUUUGGAAAAUGUAAUCAGUAAUUAUUACAAUCAUCAAGAUCAAGUCUCAAGCUUAAUUGCUUAUGCUAAAAAUUGUGAAACUAAUUAUCGUCAGUGCGGCAAGUCUGUAGGAGAUUUAAUCCAACUUUUACUCAAAUAA
Molecule: messenger RNA, 606 nt
Organism: Blepharisma stoltei
Lineage: Eukaryota; Ciliophora; Heterotrichea; Heterotrichida; Blepharismidae
Source: the annotation of a GenBank genome assembly